CCCCGCCCCAAUGGAAACAAACAAUCCCCCGGCACCCAGGGAUCUUCUCGAGGGGUUUGGGGCCGUUUGUUUGGCGCCUAAGCUAGCUGCGACACUAUUUCGGUGAUGGCGCGACAGUUUAGUAUAGCGGGAUCCAUUUCCCUGUUGCAAACGUGCACCGUGAGUCAAGAUAGUGCUGCGACACCCAAAUGGUACCCUCGUCCCUAUGAGCAGUAGGGCCAGGAGACAUUUGGAUACUAGGUAUAUGGAUCUCGCCACAUCCUCUCCACUUGAUGAAUACAAAGAAAGUAAUCAUCUUAGGGUGUUUAGUGGAAAUGUCUUUCCAGACUUUUGCACUAAUGUCGCCAUCCGAAGAAGGGGCUCAACAGAUGAUAACACAAACUGCGGACAAUGACCAAAAUAUUUUCAAUUGCAUCGAAGCUCUCCUGCUCCAGGAGCGGCAAUUAAAGAACUACCAAGUCCAAUUGGAAUCCAAGAUCAAUAACGAUGCGGCGGAAUUUCAGCGCUUACGUGCCCAUACCCUGCAGUUACAGAGGGUGGUUUGUGGACUGCAGUAUCAAAGAUCGCAGCUUGAGACCUCAUUGGCCCACAUGGCAGAGGCCUGCAGGGUUAUGGCCCGAGAUUUGGGGCUUGAAAAGUCCAAAGUGCAGGAGCUCGAGUCUCGUCUCACUGAAUUACACCCAAGAAUUGAAUCGCUGUUGCAGUACUUGGCCCCUGGAGAGCACAACCGCCAGAAGCUGAAUAAUGAAGGAGCGAAUGGUCAUCUUCUCUUUGAAAAUCAACACCAGCGAGAACUGAUCUCCAGCCUGGAAACCAACCUCCGGGAGCGCGAGGAAGCGAUACGAGAGCUGAAAUCCAGGCCUCAAGAGAUAACGCAAGCUUUUCAAUUGACGAGUCAUAACCAGCAUCAGCCAGAUCGACUAGUUCUAGACGGGCUGACUGGCGGUAUAUCGGAAGAGUCAAGCGUUGAGAUCAUCACAGGGAAUCCUCUUUCUUUUAGUGAAGAAGCGAGACAAUCUUGUACAUAGUGUUUGCAAAAUAUGUACUGCAAAGGGAUUUUCUUUUAAUCCUUUACGGAAAAUAACUAUUGAAGGAAAUUCAUUAAUCAGCAG
Molecule: messenger RNA, 1112 nt
Organism: Penicillium brasilianum
Lineage: Eukaryota; Fungi; Ascomycota; Eurotiomycetes; Eurotiales; Aspergillaceae
Source: the annotation of a GenBank genome assembly